Messenger RNA from Pestalotiopsis fici W106-1, 1665 nucleotides. RefSeq lists its product as uncharacterized. Gene Ontology annotation, biological process: maturation of SSU-rRNA from tricistronic rRNA transcript (SSU-rRNA, 5.8S rRNA, LSU-rRNA). Lineage: Eukaryota; Fungi; Ascomycota; Sordariomycetes; Amphisphaeriales; Sporocadaceae. The transcript has 4 exons. Gene Ontology annotation, molecular function: protein binding. The record is from RefSeq and is a predicted model, not a curated record. Gene Ontology annotation, cellular component: small-subunit processome; nucleolus; 90S preribosome. Bases 1 to 1665 code for a protein of 554 amino acids.
AUGGAGCGCGACGACCUCGAGCUCACGGAGCGCCCAUUCGCCAAGGGACACGACAAUGGUGCCGUCACUGUAAAGAAGGCCAGAACAGAGCUUCUCCCAAAGCACGAGCGCGACAGAAUACGACGGCACAAGGAAGCCCGCAGAGACUAUGGCCGUGGCAGCAGGAUUGACAUCAAGGGUAUCAAGGACAAGAAACUACGGCGCAACUUGAAAGGGUUGGAGAGCAAGUACAAGGAUGCUGCUAUUGCUGCCAAGGACGCCGAAAUCCUGCUUGAAAACGAUGCCGGUUUCCUGGAGCCAGAGACUGAGCUUGAGCGAACAUACCGAGUGCGCCAGGAGGAAAUCCAAGAGGGCGUCUCUGCCGGAACGGCCAAGAAGAGAUUCGAGCUCACACUGAACGAAUUGGGACCAUAUUGCUUCGAGUACGAUCGCCCUGGCCGGAAUAUACUGCUCGGUGGCCGCAAGGGCCAUGUAGCGUUGAUGGAUUGGCGUGCUGGCAAGCUCAAGUGUGAGCUGCAGCUGGGAGAGACGGUUCGCGACGUUCAGUUCCUGGCCGACCAGUUCUUUGCUGUCUCACAGAGGAAAUAUGUUUACAUCUACGACAGCAAUGGUGUAGAAAUACACUGCAUGCGGAAGCUGCAAGAAGUUUCCCACAUGGAAUUUCUCCCUUACCACUACUUGCUAGCCACAGCCGGUUUGUCGGGUUAUCUCAAGUGGCAAGACGUUUCGACUGGGCAACUCGUAACAGAGAUUCCCACCAAGCUUGGUCCGCCUACGGCCAUGUCCCAGAACCCAUACAAUGCCGUAAUGCACGUAGGUCACCAAAACGGAACAGUAACACUCUGGUCCCCCAAUUCAACCGAGCCAUUGGUGAAGUUGCUUGCACACAAGGGUCCUGUCAGAUCUUUGGCCAUGGACAGAGAGGGCAGGUACAUGGUGUCAACUGGCCAAGAUCGGAAAAUGGCUGUCUGGGACAUCCGUAUGUUCAAGGAAGUCAAUAACUAUUUCACACGCACACCUGCUGCAUCUGUGAGCAUAUCAGACCGAAAUCUUACGGCUGUUGGCUGGAGUACAUCGACAACCAUUUGGAAGGAUUUGUUUGUCAAGCAUAAAGCCGACCAAGAAAAGGUCCAAUCACCAUACAUGGCUUGGGGUGGAGAGGGCAAGGCCGUAGAAAGGGUCAGGUGGUGCCCAUUUGAGGAUACACUUGGUGUAUCCCACGAUGAGGGAUUCUCGUCGAUCAUCGUUCCUGGUGCUGGUGAAGCCAACUUUGAUGCUUUGGAAGUCAAUCCGUUCGAGACCGCCAAGCAGCGACAAGAAUCCCAGGUGAAGGGUCUGCUCAACAAGUUGCAGCCCGAGAUGAUUGCGCUCGACCCCAACUUCAUCGGAAAUUUGGAUCUCCGCAGUGAGAAGCAACGACAAGCCGAGCGGGACUUGGAUGCCAAGCCCGUCGAUAUCGAGACAGAGAUGAAGAACCGUGCUCGCGGAAAGAACUCUGCCAUGAAGAAGUACAUGAGAAAGCAGCGGUCCAAGAACAUCAUCGAUGAAAAGAGAAUGAAGAUAGAUCAAAUCUGGGAGGAGCAGAAGCAAAAGAAUCAGCAAAAGCAUCAAGAGCAGGCCACGGAGCUCGGUCCCGCUCUUGGUAGAUUUGCCAGGAAGGAAUAA